This is a messenger RNA of Strongylus vulgaris, 459 nucleotides long. Lineage: Eukaryota; Metazoa; Nematoda; Chromadorea; Rhabditida; Strongylidae. The record is from the annotation of a GenBank genome assembly.
AUGGAUGCCGAUUGCAAAGUACAGAGGAUAUCAUUCAGCAAGGUCUCUCAAGCUGAGAAGGAGUCGACGUUUAUUGCUCCCGCUCAGCUAAUAAGCCCUGCCGGAAUCGCCGCCGUCUGGCUGACUCAGUUGCUAAUUGGUUCUCUGAUCCACAGUCAGCGACACCCUGAGCGGAAGAAGAAGGCACAUCUUCCCGACAGAAAAUGGAAUCGAUCACGAAUUGAUUCUACACCAAACUCCUCCGCUCAUCAACACCCCUGUCAAACGCCGUUAUCCCCACUGGAGAAACUACCCCAGAUUUUAUCUGCUGCAGUACGCGCCGCAAUCCAGACCAUAUAUGUAGCCACAGCUCCAAAUCGGAUCACGUUUUGGCCGGCACUUUACGAGCUAGAGGACAUCGCAUACGAGAUUCUUGUGGCGCACCUAGCGGAAAGGAUACCCGAUCAGUGGCCCAAAUAA